Molecule: messenger RNA, 2345 nt
Organism: Trichogramma pretiosum
Lineage: Eukaryota; Metazoa; Arthropoda; Insecta; Hymenoptera; Trichogrammatidae
Exons: 2
Coding region: 488-2233 (581 amino acids)
Source: RefSeq, a predicted model, not a curated record
UGUACGUUAAUAUAUAGACAUAUUUAUACACGGCUCGCGGAGCAUCUCUCCGCAUUGUGUGUAUGUUGUAUGUACAUACCUACGUGUAUACAUGCCGACAUCAGUUCGUCCGUGAAAUCUAUCGAUUAUUUAUCGCUUUUUGUUGACUCCAGUGCUUCGCAACAAUACAACUAGUCGCGUUAAAGUGUGCUACGAUUCAAACGCGCUCGACAGAUAAAUUUUUGCUUGCUCGUUACAUUCCACCGUGCCACUACGAGACUCUCUCUCUCUCUCUCUCUCUUAGAUAUUAUAGGCCUAUAUUUUAUAUAUGCCUAUAUAUAUUCACGCACAUCGUGCAGAUGCGCUCAAAUGGAAACAGGAUACGUGUAAUAGUGAAUUGAUUAAUUGCUUCUAGCUGUUGUGUUUCGUAAGGCCCUGUGAAAAGCCAUAACCGAAAUGAAGAAUAGAGCGAGAUGAUGACUAUAUUGCCGAUUAAUGGAGAGGAAAGAUGAAGAAAUUUCGCGUCGAAGCUUUCAUCGUGCCGAGUCUCUGCAAGACGAUCGAGGAGGAGAACCCGAUCAAUCAGAUCGACGACGUGAAGAUCGCCAACAAGCUCAAGGACCUGUCACCGGCGUCGUCGGCCGACGACUCGAGCCUCAGCAACAACAGCAGCGGCACAGGCGCCGGCGCCGAGGACAAGCACAACAAUUCGCUCAACAACUCGCUCAACUCGUGCGAGAAGACCGACGACUACGACGAGUUCUCCGGCCUGUUUUUCCAGAUCGACGAGCACAUCUACGACGAGAUCGUGCCGCUGGAUCACGCCAAGAACAGAGUCUCGCUCGACGUGAAGAUCGAUCCGCGGCCGGCCAUCACCGAUCCACCCAAGACCGAGUACUCCAAGGUGACGCUGAAAAUCGACGAGCCAAUUUACGACGAGCCGUUCGUGGGAAACUUGACCAAAAUUAAUCCCAUCAAUAACGCCAUAAACACGUACGACGUGCCUCAGAGCCCCGCAUGGGUCCUCGGCACGUCCAAGUAUCGGCGCUUCGGCAUCGUCGCUCCGAAAAUACCCAAACGAUCGAGCAGCUUGAUGUCCAUCACCGAGGACAUCGAGAACUUUCACGAGGCGCUGCAGCCGGAGCUCUGCUGUCACGGCCGCAAAAACGGCUGCCAGCUGAAGCACGAGAAGCCCGAGGACAUAAGCGAGGACAUAUUCAAGGAGAACUGGAUGCAAAAGCUCGACUCGCUCAGGAAGUUGGAGACGCUCUUGAAGGACAAGGAGGUAGCGUUGCAGUCGCGCGAGAGGCUGCUCUUCAAGAAGGAAAAGGAGCUGAGGAUUUUGGAGAGACUCGUCAAGGAUAAGAUGCGCCAGGUCGAGCUCUACGCCAAGAGAUUCAAGCAGUCGUUGAGCGCCGACAGCAUAGCGAGAAAUUUGGAAUCGAGAUCCUCCGAUGGCUCGAAGGAACGAAGCAAAUCCGACCCGUCCAACGUGCCGACUUUGAGAAGAAAUAUCAGGGAGACGGCGUCCUCGAGCAACACUCUGAGAAAUCAAGCCAAGUCGAGAAAUUCCAUCAUCACUACGGAUAGAGCGAGUUACAAGACGGCCAACUCAAGAUGCAAGCCCAAGUCUCGCGCCAAGGUACGCUACGACGACUUGGACUCGACGCUCUCGGCUGCCAACGGCGAUGAGUCAAUGGUCGUCACGGCCACGAAAUUCGACUCGGAAAUGUUCAAAAAACCCACUGGCUUCGCUCGUUCGGCGAGCGAGAGGCGGCCCAGGAUCGAGCAGAAGAUCGCUGCGGCCAGACUAGCUAGUUUGAUCGAGACCAACGAAAGUAGCGCGCUUGUCAACGUUAUCGAAGAGAAGACAAUUCAAAGAAUAAGUCAGAAUAUUUUGGCUACUCAAGAUCAAGACACAAAGUUUUUAAAUUAUGGCCUUAUAGAUCAGAAGACCGACGUCGCACCAGUUGACAAAGCUGACACUAUAAAUCAGAAAAAAAUUUCGUACCUGAAUUUGGAAUCCGUUAAUAAAUCCAAAGCAACCACUAAUGAUAGACCAACUUCUUGGAGUGAAGAGGCCGAUGAUUGGUUGAAAAAGAAGAGAAUGGCAUACAAUUUGGCAACUAAGCAAGCUUCACAAGAACAUGUUGCAGACAAAGAAAAUUUAAAUAAGCAAGCAAAAGUUAAUAAAUCUGUUAAAAGUGUUAAGAAAAAAGAAACACUCAAGAAGAAAUUUUCUAUCUUUCGUUAACUUUUAAAUAUUAGAAAAUUAGGCAUUUCAAAAUCUUGUCAAUUUGUAAAUACACUAUAUAUAAAUUUUAGAAAGAAAGAUUUAUUAAAAAAACAUGUGCAUGAUGUAAAAA